UUCCAAAAGGAGAAACGGUGCCAUUGUUAGGGGGGUCUGUCAUAGAGAGCGAGAGAGAGGCGCACCGUAAUUAUGAUGUGACGCACUCCCGUAAGCACGUUGCUCCCCAAAUGCACCCUUACAACCGGCUACCGAGCAGUGGCCACUCCACCCCGUCACCGCCGCAGUCACCACUCCGUUCCCCUCGCCUCCGCCACUCCCGCUCCAAGCCCAACCGCUUCAACCCGACCCGAACCGGUCCACAACGGCUCGCGUGGGUCUUUCUCUCUAUCCUCCUUCGGCGCCAAGGCGUGUUCCUCUUCGCACCUCUCAUCUAUAUAUCGGGGAUGCUUCUCUACAUGGCCACCGUCUCCUUCGACGUCAUUCCCAUCAUCAACCACCGUCCCGCCCCUGGCUCCCUCUACCGCAGCCCUGAACUCUACGCCAAGCUCCGAACCUCCAUGGACGCCGACGAUUCUUCCGACGAUGCGAUAUCAAUGAUAUGGAAGAUUCCGUAUAAAGGUGGUGAUUGGAAGCCAUGCAUAGAUAGACCUUCAGAAGGCCUUCCUGAAUCAAAUGGAUACAUUUAUGUAGAGGCUAAUGGUGGCUUAAAUCAGCAAAGGGCAUCGGUGUGCAAUGCUGUUGCUGUGGCUGGCUAUUUGAAUGCUACACUUGUGAUUCCGAAUUUCCACUAUCAUAGUAUAUGGAAAGAUCCUAGCAAAUUCAGUGACAUUUAUGAUGAAGAAUAUUUUGUCAAUACCUUGAAAAAUGAUGUACGGGUGGUUGAAAAAAUUCCUGAGUACCUGAUGGAAAGAUUUGGCAGCAACAUGACAAAUGUUUACAAUUUCAGGAUAAAGGCUUGGUCAUCCAUUCAGUAUUACAAGGAUGUGGUACUCCCAAAGUUACUUGAAGAAAAGGUUAUAAGAAUUUCACCAUUUGCAAAUAGAUUGUCAUUUGAUGCUCCUCCAGUUGUGCAAGGCCUUAGAUGCUUAGCAAAUUAUGAAGCUUUACGAUUUUCAAGUCCUUUAUUGACCAUGGGUGAAGCUUUGGUCUCAAGAAUGAAGAAACAUAGCUUAAUGAAUGGUGGCAAAUAUGUCUCCAUACAUCUUCGUUUUGAAGAGGAUAUGGUUGCUUUCUCUUGUUGCGUUUUUUAUGGUGGAAAACAGGAGAGAGACGACAUGGUUGCUGCAAGAGAAAGAGGUUGGAAAGGGAAGUUUACAAAACCUGGACGAGUUAUACGUCCUGGAGCAAUCAGGAUCAAUGGAAAGUGUCCCCUCACUCCAUUAGAGGUUGGCCUUAUGCUGAGGGGAAUGGGUUUCACAAAGAACACAUCUAUCUAUUUGGCAUCAGGAAAAAUAUAUAAUGCUGAGAAAACAAUGGCCCCGCUACAGGAAAUGUUUCCUAAUUUGCAUACUAAGGAAACUCUAGCAUCUGAAGAGGAACUUGCUCCAUUUAAGAAUUAUUCUUCCAGGAUGGCUGCUAUAGACUACACUGUUUGUCUUCAUAGCGAGGUGUUUGUCACCACUCAGGGUGGUAACUUCCCCCAUUUUCUACUGGGCCACAGAAGAUACUUGUAUGGUGGACACUCUAAGACAAUUAAGCCUGAUAAACGGAAGUUGGCAUUACUCUUCGAUAGUAUCAAUAUUGAAUGGAAAACUCUCAAGCGUCAUUUACUGAACAUGAGGUCAAAUAGCGAUUCCAAAGGAGUUGAGCUCAAAAGACCAAAUGAUUCAAUAUAUAGUUUUCCAUGCCCUGAUUGUAUGUGUCGUGCUAAUAGAACUGUUGAUUCAAGAUCAUCUGCCACUUGAUAUAUUGACAGAAUUUUAUGGGUGUUACUUAAUGUCUCCUAUGAUUUUAUGAGUCUGUCUUGCUGCUGACUGCCUUUUGUUGGUAUCACGAUUAUUUCAUUUUUUCACCCUUUCCAUCUGGUGAGAGGGCAUAAAACUCAAUUUUGGGAGCUUAACAGGAUUUUGUUGAUUAUUUCUUGUGAUUGGAUUUCACGGGAGUGGCAUCGUUUUUGCACAUUAUGCCAGUGAGAACAGAGCAAAAUUGUUCAAUUGCAAGAUUCUCUCCCCAGACAUUGACUGAGCAUUGCUUAGUAUAUUAAAUUAACAGCUGCUGUGUUUAACAAGCAAUGGAAAAACGAACUUAUUCCAUCACAGCAUGCCUGUACAUUACCUGGAGAAUGUUCUUCGCAUCUUGAGGCUGUAGCAACAGAUUGUUACGUGUACAUUAACAAAAUUCAGCUUGGGUAAAGCUUUGUAUUUUCUUUGUUCCUGUUAUAGAUUCUAUUUUCUGUUUGCCCUCACAUUGAGGGCCCCGUUGUUAGUUGUAUGUCUGUAUCUGAGCACAUUUGUUAUUCUUUUACAUUGGUACCCCAUUGUUUUAGUAAUGAUACCAGUGAAUGUAAUUAAUUUGCCAGUAAUGACUUGCAAUUGCAAAAGGCUCUCAAUAGACAUUGUGUUUGGAUUUCCAGGUGGACUUGUGGCCGUAGGAAAUGCAUGCAGAAUGUUCGUAACAUGUAAAGAAAUUUUCAAAUAUUUCAUUUAUUUGUUUAUUUAGUUGUUAUUAUUAUUCCGUAGUUAGGUCUUGUUUUGUGCCAAUUUAUGUUGUACGGAUUGAGAAGAGGUGAAGCAGGCUUUAAAAAUUUCUAUAUAUGAUUUAGUUUUUG
Messenger RNA from Abrus precatorius (Indian licorice), 2650 nucleotides. Its product is annotated as protein ESMERALDA 1-like. The transcript has 10 exons. NCBI's taxonomy places the organism in Eukaryota, Viridiplantae, Streptophyta, Magnoliopsida, Fabales, Fabaceae. Bases 111 to 1787 code for a protein of 558 amino acids. The record is from RefSeq and is a predicted model, not a curated record.